CGUCUUUUCUAGAAUCUGUUAAAGAACAUUGUUUUCUUGACGUUGGGAAUGACUGAAAUUUGCCAACUUUGGUAUAUUUUCUCUUUCCUUUCGUACAUAAAAAGAAAAAUGCCCAUGACCAAUUCCGCCAAAAUAAAAUAAAGUGUUUCAUUUUUAGUUUUAUAAAAAAUUUUGCAUUGUCAAAAUAACAUGACUGACCAAACUUCGAAUUCGAAAGAACUUCAAGCUGUUCCUACAGAUUUCCAGGAAUUAGAUGACCUCUUCUCUGAAACGGAACAAGAAAACAUAGUAGAAAACCGUACAUUCCUGGCCUUCUUUCCUUCCGAAAAAAGUGGGUUCCACGAAGAUGAUUCCAAGGAUAAUUAUUAUCUUUUCUCGCUUCUCAUACAAAUGGAGGCAGAUGUAGUGAUAAUUCCAUCGAAUACAAACGAAAAACUGAAGAGUUUGCUUAUGAAUUUUGGGCUUGCAGAACUUAGUGAUAAGUCUGAUAUCUCACAAAAACCAUACAGCGAUCUUUUGGAAAUUGCAAAACCAUUCAAACUAGAAUUUUUGAGCUAUUCCUUUUUCUCGACUAAGCAAGCUCUUUCAACAUUUGAGCAAGUCGUCAUACUUGGAAUUCCACAGGAAGCGAGUAAAGAAGCCAAAAUGGCACAGCUGGGUCUAUUGGAUCAGAAUCUCCCUUCAUCUAUAUUAGCAGCUUUGGCUGGUCUAUUUUCAUACAUUCAGAAAGCCGGUGUGGUAUACACGUACAAAGGCCUUUUGAACAUCAACAGCAUAAACAUUGUUUCUCUUAACGACAUGCUAAAGAUCGACUAUUCUUCCUUGAUGGCAUUUCAAAUUUUGAAAUCGGAAAUACAUCCUAAAAUGAUGGGUGAUGGUCAUUCUAAGGAAGGACUUUCUGUUUUUAACAUCAUGGAUAGAACUAGUUCAUUCCAAGGUAGGCAACUGUUGAAAACUUGGUUGCUGCAGCCUUGCAAGAACUUGAAUAUCAUUCAGUUUCGACAAAGAGUCGUAUCUUGGUUAGUGAAUAAUUGCAACAUGGAGCUAUUGAGAGAAAUCUCCAAUCAUCUCCGUGGUAUUCGCAACGUGCCUAAAAUCACUUCCAGAAUAAGCAAUUAUGCUGCUUCCAUUGUGGACUGGAGCAAUUUGAGGACAUCAACGAGAAGCAUUAUAUGGCUAUUCGAUUUUGUUAGAAAUACUCAUCUUGCCAAAGAAAGUGUUAUUCUGGAGGUUGAGUUUUCAAAUAUGGAUAUAGGAAAGUUGCUCAAUUUUCAACAGGUUCUCAGCAUAUUUUACAAUGAUGCAGUAUUCGAUGAUCUACGAAAUAUACUGUCAUGGAUCGAAAGAGUUCUAAACUUCAAGGAAAGCAAAUUACAGGGCAGAAUUUAUGUCAAUGAUGGAUACUGCGAAGAUUUAGAUAAUGCUAGGUGCUUUUACUAUUCUUUGGAGGAACAUCUCACGGAAGUGGGAUCGAAUGAAAUAGAAAGGUUGGAUGCCCUAGGAGUACAUAUCCCAUGGAUUAAAGUCACGUACAUACCAAGACUUGGUUAUCUUCUUGCAACCGGAAAGGAAGACAACGAGAGCCGUGGUGACACUAUUGGUAGCCUGGACUUGACUGUUCAGAGCUACGCAAAAGACUUGGAACUUGCAUUUUCGACUUCCGAUACUGUUUAUUAUAAAACGUCAACGAUGCGUGAAUUGGAUGAAAAACUGGGAGACAUCUUCGACACAAUACUUGAACUUGAGAACGAGUGUCUACAUGUACUAGAGCAACAAGUCAUUCCUUUACUGCCAAUGCUUUAUAAAUGCUCUAAGCAAACUGCGCAAUUUGACUGCUUCAUUUCUAUGGCUUUAACAGCAAUACAAUAUCAGUGGUGCGAACCAUCAGUGACAAAGAACCGAGGUUACGUUAUCAAGUCCGGGAGACAUCCUCUGUAUGAACUUAACUCGAAAGUAGAAUUUGUAGCAAACGAUACUGCUGCAACUAUGAAUAGCUUAUACAUCGUAACAGGUCCCAACUAUAGUGGCAAGAGUGUCUAUUUAAAACAGAUAGCGCUCAUUGUAUACCUUGCACACAUUGGUUCCUUCGUACCUGCUAAAGAAGCACAAAUAGCCUUGACGGACCAGAUACAGACGCGAAUUCAGACAGAAGAUAGUAUUUCUCUUCAUUUAUCAUCAUUCUUUCUCGAUUGUACUCAAGUUGCCAUGAUGCUGCGAACUAGUACAAACCAGUCGUUGUUAGUCAUCGAUGAAUUUGGCAAAGGAACAAUGGCAAGCAAUGGAAUGGCACUGCUAUCUGCUACUCUACUCACGUUGUUAGAAAUGAAAGAUAAAAUGCCAACAGUUUUCUGUGCUACUCAUAUGUAUGACAUACUUACAAAUGGAAUCAUUUCAAAAAGCAACGAACAAGUUAGCAUAAUGUCGAUGGAGUGCAUAUUUGAAAGAGAUACCCAUCUAGAAAGGGAACUGAUUCCAUUAUACCGAGUUGUUCCUGGUUUAUUAUCAACUGAAUCGUACGCUGUACACUGCGCUGCAAAAUCAGGAAUUCCAAUGUACGUUUUGCAACGCGCAAUCGAAGUUCAGACUUGUCUGCAAAAAAACGAAACGCUGGAAUUGCGUAAUGAAAAAUACCAAAAGAAAGUAUCCACAGUUCAUCGAAUAGUGCAAGAAUUUCUCGAGACUGAUUUUACGUCAGCUUCACUGACUGAAGAAGACUGGUUUCCUACAUGGGACCUAUAACUACAUUAAUACACGGACAGAAGCUGACCA
Molecule: messenger RNA, 2769 nt
Organism: Galdieria sulphuraria
Lineage: Eukaryota; Rhodophyta; Bangiophyceae; Galdieriales; Galdieriaceae
Product: DNA mismatch repair protein MutS
Exons: 10
Coding region: 190-2739 (849 amino acids)
Biological process (GO): chiasma assembly; mismatch repair
Cellular component (GO): nucleus
Molecular function (GO): mismatched DNA binding; ATP binding; ATP-dependent DNA damage sensor activity
Source: RefSeq, a predicted model, not a curated record